UUUUUCUGUUUAGCUUUGAGUUAAAUGACGUGUGAAAAAGGGUCAAUGAAUAAGUAUCGUGUAAACAUGAUGAACUUUAGUGAGUCCGUCAAGAUGGAGGGAAAAUCGAAGCAGAAGGAGACCGAGAAGAGAAGGUGCUCAGAAGGUCCAGGAGGAGCUGGAAGCCGUGAAGUUGUCAAGAAGAAGCGGAAAUUACAAGAUGGGGUCUCCCCUGUGAGGAGAAACGAGAAGGGAGAGCUGGUCUUCAAAGACUUUCCAGAGUUCAGACCCAACAUGACACCGAAAGAAGUUCUUCAGGCUGGCAGUUUUGGUGGCACCUAUUUCAGACCCAUUUACUCCAGCAUCACCAAACAGAAUUAUAAAGAUGUCUGGAAGGAGCUCCCAGAAGACUGGCUUGGAGGUUUGGACAUCGCCAAGCAGGUGGCCUCUUCGACGUACCGCAAGGAUGUGAACACCUACAAAGUGAAGUGCGGAGGCAGUCUGGAGAUGUGGGAGAGCAGUGGUUGGAUCGUCCCUCAGGACCCCUAUGGCUGGUUCCAGUGGUACUGCAGGUUUCACCAGGGCCGACGUACUGAUGAUGACGAACGCCAGGUGGGACGCUGGGCUAAAUGCACGGGACCGAAGGGUCGUUGGAGGAACAACCUCAUCACUAAGAUCGUGCGCUCAGGGUGUGCCUUCCACAACUGCACAGUGUCACCCGUCGUUCGCCAGACCCUGCAGCACUGGGCUUACCGGCUCACUAAACAGGACUAUGACAUGGGCGCCAAGAGGGUCAAACUGAAAUGAUCACAUCCUUGAGCGAAAGCGACCUACUGUGCAAAAGCACAUGAUGAGUGCUGCUGAUGAACUUUCAGUUGUUCAGUUAAUGAAUUUACAUGAAUUUAGAGUAAAACGUCUGUGUUGCAAGUUCUGACAUUUUUGGUGUCAUUUUUUUAUAGUUGUUUCAUGUUAAAAAAUGUAGUGUAUGUAUGUGUUAACAUUUUACAUGGAAGUGUUUACUGUACACUUACUGUAUUAAUAGUACUUUAUAUUUUUGUUCCAAGAAAUGAUUAAAACCGAAAGUGUCCUAAAAAAUGGAUCUGCAGGCCAAUAGAGUCAUUGAGGUCAUAGCCUUAAAAUGAUUAAGGAUUUGCACCUACUUGGUUGGAUGGUUUUGUGCAGGGCAAAGUAAAGUCCCAUUCUGCCUUAUGUCACAAAUUAUUUAUGUUCAUUAAGUUUUCAAGAAAGGUAAAUGGGUUUUAACGUUAAUUCAAUUCUUUCUUGAGACAUUUUCUCAUGGCAGUUUUAGUUGAAACUUCAAAGCACUACAAUAAAUGCAAAAAGUCAGGUUUAUCUGCUUUGCUUAGCAUUGCUGUGCUGUAUAUUCAUCUAAAUGUGGACUUGUGCUGUGCCCCCAAAUGUUGGGAUUCCCUCAGCAAUUUCAGGCAAUCUC
Molecule: messenger RNA, 1432 nt
Organism: Scleropages formosus (Asian bonytongue)
Lineage: Eukaryota; Metazoa; Chordata; Actinopteri; Osteoglossiformes; Osteoglossidae
Exons: 5
Coding region: 25-786 (253 amino acids)
Source: RefSeq, a predicted model, not a curated record